Messenger RNA from Hylaeus anthracinus, 1614 nucleotides. Its product is annotated as erlin-2-B-like. Lineage: Eukaryota; Metazoa; Arthropoda; Insecta; Hymenoptera; Colletidae. Gene Ontology annotation, molecular function: ubiquitin protein ligase binding; cholesterol binding. Gene Ontology annotation, biological process: SREBP signaling pathway. Bases 168 to 1154 code for a protein of 328 amino acids. Gene Ontology annotation, cellular component: endoplasmic reticulum; endoplasmic reticulum membrane. The record is from RefSeq and is a predicted model, not a curated record. The transcript has 5 exons.
UACGUUGGUUAAAGCUUAAAGCACUAUACACAUAACCGGUUAAAAUAUAAACGCUAUAUUUUGAAAAUAUGAAGCUGCCGAAAUUUGAUUCGUUCCGUAUCAAAAUGUGUGAAUUUAUUAUCGUCUAAUACAUUAUUUUUCUGUAUUAAACACAGCAUAACAGUAAUAUGUUUGAUCAAAGCAUUAUUGGAAUAUGCUUCUUUAUAUGGUUAGCAGUUGUUUUCAACUUUUCUUUACACCGUAUAGAAGAAGGUCAUGUCGGUGUUUACUUUAGGGGUGGGGCAUUAUUGCCUCAAGUGAGCAAUCCUGGCUUUCAUAUGAUGAUACCUUUAUUGACAAUAUACCGUUCGGUUCAAGUUACAUUACAAACGGAUGAAGUAAAGAAUGUACCAUGUGGCACCAGUGGCGGUGUGAUGAUUUACUUUGAUCGCAUAGAAGUUGUAAAUAUAUUGGAUGCGAAUAGCGUAUAUAACAUAGUGAAAAGCUUCACAGCAGAUUAUGAUCAAACUUUAAUAUUCAAUAAGAUUCAUCACGAGUUGAAUCAAUUCUGCUCUGUGCACACAUUGCACGAAGUAUACAUAGAUUUAUUUGAUCAAAUAGAUGAAAACUUAAAAACUGCUCUGCAGAAAGACUUAAACGAUCUAGCACCUGGCUUACGUAUUCAUGCUGUUAGAGUUACUAAGCCUAAAAUUCCAGAAACUAUCAGAAAAAAUUAUGAAUUAAUGGAAGCAGAGAAAACAAAGUUAUUAAUAUCUAUGCAACAUCAAAAAGUAGUAGAAAAAGAUGCAGAAACUGACAGGAAAAAAGCUAUUAUCGAAGCAGAAAAACAAGCACAAGUUUCAAAAAUUUACUAUAAUCAGAAUAUCAUGGAAAAGGAAUCUCUUCAAAGAAUAGUUGAGAUCGAUAAUGCUAUGCAUUUGGCAACAGAGAAAAGCCAUUCUGAUGCUGAGUACUAUCAAAUGAAAAUGCAUGCAGAGGCAAACAAACUACUUCUUACUAAAGAAUAUUUAGAGCUGAAGAAGUAUGAAGCACUGGCACAAAAUGCGAAAAUAUAUUUUGGCGAACACAUACCAAAAAUGUUUAUGUAUGACAGUAGGUCAAACGAACCUGCUGUACAUUCCAGUGUAGAAGUUAAAGAGGUUAAAGAGACUUAAUUUAUAUUAUUUCAUCGUUGUUCCGUUUAACAGUAUAUCACAAAAUAAUAAUUCCUUCAUCUAACUGUAAUGUAAAUUAGUUUCUGGAAUAUAAUAAUUCGAAGAAGUUGUUUGAAUAUUUCAGAGUAACAAUUGUAUUGUAAGAUUUGUUAUUUUAUGAUUUCGAAGAAUAAAAUGUAUCAAACUCAAAUGUAUGUAUACAUACUGAACAUACACGUAUUUAUACAAUUUGCGUAUUUCUAACUUUUCUCUAAUACCGAGUUACGUUAGUUUUAGUACAAUUUUCUAGUAAAAAUAUUAUUAUUCUAUAUGUAUUAAUACUGCACUCAAAACUUUAUAUUCAUUUAUAUACUACUGUGUGUAAUGUAUUUUGUAGUUUUUUUUAAAGAGAUUAACUUAAUUGUAUACCACAGAUAAGGAAUGUAAGAUAAGUUAAAAUAAACGUCAGAUUCGUGAACCA